Messenger RNA from Phaethon lepturus (White-tailed tropicbird), 1446 nucleotides. RefSeq names its product v-akt murine thymoma viral oncogene homolog 2 (gene AKT2). The transcript is spliced from 13 exons. Gene Ontology annotation, molecular function: protein serine/threonine kinase activity; ATP binding. Bases 1 to 1446 code for a protein of 481 amino acids. The record is from RefSeq and is a predicted model, not a curated record. Gene Ontology annotation, biological process: protein phosphorylation. NCBI's taxonomy places the organism in Eukaryota, Metazoa, Chordata, Aves, Phaethontiformes, Phaethontidae.
AUGAACGAAGUGUCAGUCGUGAAGGAGGGCUGGCUGCACAAGAGAGGGGAAUACAUCAAAACAUGGCUUCCUCGGUAUUUCCUGCUGGAAAGUGAUGGCUCCUUCAUUGGCUACAAAGAACGGCCAGAGACAUCUGACCACAGUUUGCCACCUCUGAAUAACUUCUCGGUAGCAGAGUGCCAGCUGAUGAAGACUGAGCGGCCUCGUCCCAACACCUUUGUCAUCCGAUGCUUGCAGUGGACGACGGUCAUAGAGAGGACCUUCCAUGUGGACUCUCCUGAAAAGCGCGAGGAGUGGAUGCGAGCCAUCCAGACGGUAGCAAACAGCCUGAAGAACCAGGAACCAGAGUCAGACACGAUGGAUUACAAGUGUGGAUCUCCUAACGACAGCACCAGCGCUGAGGAGAUGGAGGUGGCCGUCAGCAAAACCCGCGCCAAGGCUACCAUGAAUGAUUUCGACUACCUGAAGCUCCUGGGAAAGGGCACCUUCGGCAAAGUCAUCUUGGUGCGGGAAAAGGCCACCGGCCGCUAUUACGCCAUGAAAAUCCUACGCAAAGAGGUCAUCAUUGCGAAAGAUGAGGUGGCACACACUGUUACAGAGAGCCGGGUGCUGCAGAACACCAGGCACCCCUUCCUCACUGCUCUGAAAUAUGCCUUUCAGACAAAUGACCGGCUGUGCUUCGUCAUGGAGUACGCCAACGGCGGAGAGCUGUUUUUCCACCUCUCAAGAGAACGUGUCUUCACAGAGGACCGAGCCCGUUUCUACGGCGCAGAAAUAGUCUCUGCGCUGGAGUACCUGCACUCCCGGGACGUGGUGUACAGGGAUAUUAAGCUGGAAAACCUCAUGCUGGACAAAGAUGGCCACAUCAAAAUCACCGACUUCGGGCUCUGCAAGGAAGGCAUCACAGAUGGAGCCACCAUGAAGACCUUCUGCGGCACUCCUGAGUACCUGGCCCCAGAGGUCCUGGAGGACAACGAUUACGGCCGUGCUGUGGACUGGUGGGGCCUGGGGGUCGUCAUGUACGAGAUGAUGUGUGGUCGCCUCCCCUUCUACAACCAGGACCAUGAACGCCUCUUUGAGCUGAUCCUCAUGGAGGAGAUCCGCUUCCCUCGUACCCUCAGCCCCGAUGCCAAAUCCUUGCUGGCCGGGCUGCUCAAGAAGGAUCCCAAACAGAGGCUUGGCGGAGGUCCCAACGAUGCCAAGGAGGUGAUGGAGCAUCGCUUUUUCACCCCCAUCAACUGGCAGGAUGUGGUUCAGAAGAAGCUGGUGCCACCAUUCAAGCCCCAAGUGACGUCUGAGAUUGACACACGGUAUUUUGAUGAUGAGUUCACUGCCCAGUCCAUCACCAUCACCCCACCGGAUCGCUAUGACAACAUGGGCUCCCUGGAGAAUGACCAGCGGACACACUUCCCCCAGUUCUCCUACUCUGCCAGCAUACGGGAGUAA